CACCACAAACACACAGAGGUAGGAGCCGAGGGCCAUCCCAGAUAAGUGCUGUUGUGUUGUUUAGCGUCAGCAGUUUAUUCUUGACACAAGAUGGCAGUAGAUGUGCUUGUAAUACAGGUUAAAACGACAUUUCAUUAUCUGAAAACCGGCUGGGCCACGAAGACUGGGAGCAAGAAAUCAUUAUCGCGAGAUGAAAAACCACACCGUUCACCUUGUUCAAUAAUAAGCUUAACCAUAACCCACACGAAGUUGUUCGUUAACUUUGUAGAUAAAUUCAUUAGCUACACUGUUAAAGAUCACAUUCACAAUAGUCAUGUCAUAGGCCUAGUUCUCUGACACCGAUUAUAAGAAACGGCAAAACGGCUGACAAUAGUCAACAUGCUAUACAUUGGUAUGUUUGUAUGGUUUCGGUCCGUUGCCGCAAUCAAACAGGGGCCUACAGUGAAUUUGCGUCAAGAUACCGCUGCUUUCCUCUAGCCACUAGCGCCGCCAAGCGGCGUAUGACGGCAAGUCCACAAGACACCUAGUGAUAGACACACUGGCUGACUCUUCGGAGAUCGUGUCCUGUGACAUGUUUAACCUCCAGUCAUUAAACUCGUCAACCGCCCGGAGUAAAUAGCCUCCAGAAACUACGGUUAAGGGAAGGAUCCGGAGACUUGAGGCCGUCGUGUUCAUGGAUCCGGCACCUGGCAUAGCGACAACCGGACGGAGUUUCAUUUCCCUAAAUGAAAACGAACAAAUAUGUUACUCCGGUCUUCAUUCCAUGUGCCAGGCUGACGGCUCGGGGAAACUAUCGGCGAGCAAAGUGGGAGAACUGUUAAGGGCGUCGCAGCUGCCAGCAGAGACUCUGCAUCAAGUGACGGAGGUGUCUGGAGCCCAGCGUCUGGGUUGCUACGGUACCGUCCAGUUCUACGUGGCGCUGAAGCUGCUGGCGGCGGCACAGGCCGGUUACCCGGUGCUCCUGGACAGCCUCGCGGCCGACCUGCCCCUCCCCCGGUUCCCUGGGAUGAAGAGUGAGGCGGAGCCGCGGUUCACAGCGCCCCCUGUAGGUUUGGAGGCCCAGGGCCAGCCCUGCCCCCCUCCAGGGGCCCCUUCCUGGGCUGCGGGGGGCCCCAGAGCCCUCAGACACCUCGAUGCUGGCACGGAGAGGAAGGAAGUCUGGUCGCCUCCGCGCUCCCCAGCCAGCUCCCCGCCCCCCUCCCCAUCGGCCUAUCACAGCUACCCAUACGCACUGCAGAGGAACGGAGCCGACACGCUACUGGCCUAUGACAGUAAACUCAGUCUGAGACCUACCAUCCAGCCGGAGCAUCACUCCUCCCCUGGUCGCCAUGGCAGCAAGGCAUUUCAGGAUCCCUCCUCGCUGGUCCAGGGCCUGUCCGGGGCGAGGCUGGAGGAGAGGGGGGUGUCGGAGCAGUCUGAGGACCCCUGGAGGAUCACGGAGGAGCAGAGGGAGUACUACACCCACCAGUUCAGGACCCUUCAGCCUGACCUCGGAGCUCUCAUCCUGGGAACCAUCGCUAAGAAUUUCUUCACGAAAUCUAAGCUUCCAAUUCCAGAACUUUCCCACAUAUGGGAGCUCAGUGAUGUGGACAGAGAUGGUGCUCUCACCUUCUCUGAGUUUUGCACGGCGUUCCACCUCAUCGUGGCUCGCAAGAACGGCUACGCCCUUCCCGAGACCCUGCCCCCCACCCUGCACCCCCCCACCCUGCACCCCCCCACCCUGCACCCCCCCACCCUGCACCCCCCCACCCUGCACCCCCCCACCCUGCACCCCGCCGUGGGCCUGGAGCUGGCAGGGGGCACCCUGGCCCCCCCCGAAACCCCAGAGAGUACAGCGGCCCUCAUCGUCUUUGAGGAUGCACAUCCCAGACAACUGGAGCAGUGUGUCGCUGCAGCGGGCUCCCUCCUCCCCCCCUCGCACCCCCCCGCGCCCGGAGACAUCAGGCAAGAGUCCAGUAUCAGCAGGGCGCUGGUCUCUCCUCAGGAGGGAGACACCACAGGGGUGGGCUCGUUACCACGGAGACCAGAACCUCUCGACCUGGACCCCAGCAUGAAGUCCAGGACCAGGCCCAGGUCGUUCUCCAGCACCUCCAUCGAUGAGGUCAUGAAGAAGAAGGAGGAGCCCCCCACCCCUCCGCCUCGCCCCCAGAAGACUCACUCCAGAGCCUCGUCCCUGGACCUCAACAAGCUGCUGCAGCAGGGGAUAAAGAGUGUGUGGGGCCAGCCCCCCCCUGCCCUCCCCCCUCGACCUCCCACCAGCCAGGUUCCUGUCUUCCAGGGCACUGAGACAAGCAUCAAGCAGCCAAACUUCGCUGACUUCACUCGCUUCAGAGAGGAGGAGGAGAGCAGUGUUAAACCUGACCACAAGAGUCCAUCUCACAGACUUGGCUCUAAUACCGAGGACCUCACUAACACCCCUAAACAGGAACUUCCUGUUGUCCCUCAAGGCCACGCCCCCCAGAAGCCGGUUCGCAGGAAGUACCGGCCAGAAAGCCAGAACCUGGAGGCCACGCCCCCUCCCAUCACACCAUUUGCCCCGCCCACCAAGCAAAAACUGGCCUCCAGGAUGAGGAGGGAGAUCCAGAUGACCAUCCGUAAGAACAAGGAGACCAACGCUGUUCUGACCCGUCUGAACAGUGAGCUACAGCAGCAGCUGAAGGAGGUCCACCAGGAGAGAGUCACUCUGGAGUCUCAGCUGGAAGUCCUCCGACCCCUGCCGUCAUGGUGACCCUGACCGCCCUGAGACUGACCUGGGUCCCCCCACACACACACACACAGCUUCAGAACACCCCCCCUCCCACACUCACACACACUCCUCCCCCCACCCCAGCUCCAGGACCCAGGCCUCCCCCAGCCUGCCUGCCUGCUGAGGGUGUGUGUGUGCUGGGGUGAGGAGGAGCGCUGGCAGGGCGCGGGGGCUGGAGCUGUGAACCCAGCUAGCCACAGCACCGCCGCCAGAAAUACCUCGGUAGCCUCAGACAGGACUCGAUCAUUCCAGUGCUGCUGGAGAAAAAGGCGUUUUGAAAGCAAAUGUUGUCCAUAAAACUUUUGUUUUUACACGUUGUGUUAUUUGUUUUGUGUUAUAGUUUUGGUGUCAGAUGUGGGGGUUGCUUCUGUCAUAAUCACCUCUUACUUUACUAAGUGUGUCAUCUCCUUUUCUUUCUGUGUGUGUUUGUGUGUGUGUGUACACCUGUGUGUGUGUACACCUGUGUGUGUGCGCACACCUGUGUGUGAGAAAAGUGAUGGUGCUACUGAAGAAUGUAAUAUUUCCCAGAAGUGCAUAAAUCGUUAUACAUGAUGCUGAUUGUCUAAUACAGAAUAUGAUUAAUGAAGCAUGAAGUUUAUGACUGUCAGAGACCACAGCAAGUUACCACUGUUUUAACUAGGUCACUGUUCAAAAGAAUUCCCACGUAUUUUGGGUUGAUAUUUAAUUGGAAUUCAUCUUUGCGGUUGCCAUGGGAUCUGAGUUUGGUUCUUCUGAAUGUGUAUACUAGGAUUAUGGGAUGUUUUCUGUCCUCUCCUCCUCCUCGCCUGCAUCUCUGUUACAUCACUGAUUUUGUGAUCAACGUUAAACAUGAAAAUAUCCACGCCGGCCACAGAACCAGUGUGAACAGGAAUGUGGAUCGUGUAGCGAAGAACAAGCUAUGAAUCCUUGGAUGUUUGAGAUGGUAGAAGUCUGUAUGUGUGUUUUAUUUCUCUAUGCAACCCUGUAGUGCUGGUUAAGCAUGUUACACCUGUGUUGAGGUGUGUGUUGUGUUGAGGAAUGACCGUGUCUCCAUGUUCACAGUUUAGAACAUGGUUAUGUGACUGCAUGCUUGUGUGUUCAAUGGCAGACAGUAAGUGUUCAGUUAUGUUGGGAGAAAAAAAUUACAUAUUUUUCCGUGCUGAAGUGAUCCUCUCUGACUCACACCUGUGUGGAGGGAUACAGUCAACAAACGGAUCAAUCAAUUAAAGAAAAUCUAUUUUUA
Molecule: messenger RNA, 3968 nt
Organism: Osmerus eperlanus (European smelt)
Lineage: Eukaryota; Metazoa; Chordata; Actinopteri; Osmeriformes; Osmeridae
Gene: reps2
Product: RALBP1 associated Eps domain containing 2
Exons: 21
Coding region: 674-2728 (684 amino acids)
Biological process (GO): endosomal transport; clathrin-dependent synaptic vesicle endocytosis
Cellular component (GO): intracellular vesicle; presynaptic membrane; cytoplasm
Molecular function (GO): protein binding; calcium ion binding; molecular adaptor activity
Source: RefSeq, a predicted model, not a curated record